This is a messenger RNA of Cottoperca gobio, 2053 nucleotides long. RefSeq names its product deleted in malignant brain tumors 1 protein-like. The record is from RefSeq and is a predicted model, not a curated record. Gene Ontology annotation, biological process: zymogen activation. Gene Ontology annotation, molecular function: serine-type endopeptidase activity. NCBI's taxonomy places the organism in Eukaryota, Metazoa, Chordata, Actinopteri, Perciformes, Bovichtidae. Gene Ontology annotation, cellular component: plasma membrane.
AUGGACUGCAUCAGUAAUAAUGGGACUCGCUGUGCUGAUCCCUGUGAGCCCCACACCAUACUGAAUGAUGACUGGCGUUCAAUCAAUUACACAUCGACUGAGAUCAUACACUGUGACCAAGAUAUUAACUGGCAAAACAGGUAUCGCCUGCUUCUGGGCCAAAACAGUGCUCAUAUUCUAGAGAGGUGUGUAGGUGAAAACAAGUGUGGAACCCAUGCCACUAUGUGGAUCACACAACCUCAUCUCACACACUCAGAUGUAAUUGUAAAUCGCAGAGUGUGCAAUGCCUUCAGCAUCCAGGUCAAGCUCUACUCUGGAAACGUCUACAAACUUAACGUCACCAAUGCACCUGAUACAACAGCUCCGUACUUCAGCACCUCUCAGGGACCAACUAACAUCACCGCCACAACAGCAGCAGGCAACAGCACAGUUUCACCCCCUCCACCUGAUGCAACACCUCCGCACUUCAGCACCUCUCAGGGACCAACUAACAUCACCGCCACAACAGCAGCAGGCAACAGCACAGCAGACGAGGGGCAGGUCCGUCUGGCCGAUGGAGGAAACAGCUCCUGCUCUGGUAGAGUAGAGAUCUUCCACCGUGGACAGUGGGGGACGGUGUGUGACGAUGCCUGGGGCCUGCUCGACGGCAGCGUGGUGUGUAGACAGCUGGGCUGUGGCAGCGUUCUGUCAGCACCACAAUCUGCACACUUUGGACAGGGCAGUGGACCCAUCUGGUUGGAUGAUGUCAUGUGCACAGGCAACGAAUCAAAGCUCAGCGAGUGCAGACACACAGGGUUUGGAUCUCACAACUGUGGUCACAAUGAGGAUGCAGGUGUCGUCUGUGAAGCUGCUCAACAAGUGAGGCUGGUCAACUCUAGCAACCGCUGCUCUGGCAGAGUGGAGGUCUACCAUGAUGGACAGUGGGGGACGGUGUGUGAUGAUUCCUGGGACUUGAGGGAUGCCAGCGUGGUGUGUAGACAGCUGGGCUGUGGCAGCGUUCUGUCAGCACCACAAUCUGCACACUUUGGACAGGGCAGUGGACCCAUCUGGUUGGAUGAUGUCAUGUGCACAGGCAACGAAUCAAAGCUCAGCGAGUGCAGACACAGAGGGUUUGGAUCUCACAACUGUGGUCACAAUGAGGAUGCAGGUGUUAAUUGUGAAGUUCAGCGCCCUCCAGCCCUGCCUUUUCAGCUUAUUUGUGGCCGUGAUAAACUCCAAGUGGGGCUUGGUUUGCAUUUAUUUACACCAUCUGGUUUGAACGCUUUCUCUGGCAACCUGGUAGCCCUCAACUGCUCCUGGGUCAGAGUGCAGGAUGACGUCAUCUGGUAUGAAGUGGAGGCCACGGCAGGUGCCUGUGGAAACACAUUGAGGACCAACGGCACACAUGCUAUCUACUCCAAUAUUAUAUUCUUCUACCCAUUAAACAACGCAUCCUUCUCCCGUCCUGUGAGUCUUCCCUUCUCCUGCGUGUAUCCCCUGGACACAGACGCCAGCCUGAAUGUGGCUAUCAGACCAGUCCUGGAGCUGGCAAGUGGCGUUUCAGGCUCGGGUACCAAAGCAAGAGCCUCCAUGUCUCUCUUCCGCAACUCCAACUACGCAGUGGCGUAUCCAGCAGGCCAGGUCCUACUGCCGGUGGGCUCGCCGUUGUACGUGGGUGUGUCUGUGGAGGAGAGAGAUCCAAGCUUCACAGUUGUUCUGGAGGACUGCUACGCCACGCACUCAGCAAACCUUGACGAUUCCACGCGUUACCUUCUCAUCCAGAACAAGUGUCCCUCUGACCGCCGGCAGGUGUCAGUGGUUGAGAGCGGCUUGUCCCACCGGGCUCGUUUCUCUGCCCUGUUCUUCCUGUUCCAGAAUGAAUACAGAGACGUUUACCUUCAUUGCAGCCUCAGUCUGUGUGAAAACAGGAGCCUCUCUUGUGUUCCAAAUUGCAAUCGUAGGACCUAUCGCUCUGUUUCUAACUCUGAUCCUCUGAAUACCCUCACCGUUGGACCAAUCAGUUGGGACAAGUCGCCUGAGUGAGCUGGUAAAGAGCAUACACUUCCAUAUUGAG